Messenger RNA from Helianthus annuus (common sunflower), 1554 nucleotides. Its product is annotated as glutamic acid-rich protein-like. NCBI's taxonomy places the organism in Eukaryota, Viridiplantae, Streptophyta, Magnoliopsida, Asterales, Asteraceae. The coding region runs from base 1 to 1554 and encodes 517 amino acids. The transcript has a single exon. The record is from RefSeq and is a predicted model, not a curated record.
AUGAAAGCUGCAAAAACGUUAUUGAUUGAUGAGCCUGAGGUGGAUGAGCCGGUGGUUACUGCAGAAGAAAAUCCGUAUGCUGAUAUUGAUCAAGUGAUGCUUAAUGUUGAUGAUUUAGUGUCUGAGCAAGCAGUUAAUGUGGAAGCUGAGAAAGAGAAGGUUCUUGAUGACGUUGAAGGUGAUGAUGUUAAUAAAAGUACGACAAGCUCUUCGAGUUCUUCAGAUGAGGAAAUAGAUGAGACUGAACGUCUAAGAAGAAUUCAAGAAGCUACACAGAAAGAGAAGCAGUUAAGGAAAAGGAAGAGACAGGAGAAAGAUGAUUCUGCAUACGUUCCAUCUCCUGAGCACGUUUCUGAAUCACAAUCACCUUCAAGCGGCAAAAAGAAAGCGGGUGCAAAGAAAAGGAUUGUAUCUCCGAAAAUCAAGAAAGUUACUACGAAGAUUACAAAGUCGAAGAUUGUGUUGAAGAAGAAACCAGCCAAAGAACCCAGUAAACCAUCAACACCACCACCUGAGCCUACCCCACAUCAAUCACCAAUACAAUCACCUCCACGACAACCAACACCUCCCAGACAGCCUUCACCACCAAAACAACCAACACCACCCAGACAUCUUUCACCAUUACAUCUCUCACCACCACAACAACAAACCUUGCUUACAUCUCAAGAAAUAUUUCAAACACCACCACUUACUCAAAUUCAACUAACUCCUGGUUCUUCUGGGCACAAAGGUCUUCACAUUCCUCCGGAUAAUCUUGAAGAUAUUGGAGAUUUUGGCUUUGCAAACGAUGAACAGGUGAAGAAGUUAGAAAAGAAGAUAGAUGACGUGUUGAAUGAAAACAAAGUUGUUGCAGCAGAAAGCAAGAAAGUUGCUGAACUUGAUUUCCUGAAGGUGCGAGUGGCUGAACUUGAAGAAGAAAAGGCUCGCAGAGAUAAACAGAACAAAUAUUUCGAGAUGAAAAACAAAGAGCUUGAGGCUGCGAAAGCUUUGAAAGAGCAUGAGUUCUACAUGCUAAACAAAGUGGUUGAGAAUAUGCUUGGAACGUCGAUUGAACAGAGGUUCGAAGAGAUUCAAGUUGAAGAGCUUAGGGCAAAACGCCAAGCUGAGAUUGAUGAACAAAUGAAAGAUAAAGGAAAGGGUGCUGAAAGUAGUGUGGCAGCUGUUAAGAGAUCAAUUGUUCCAUCCUUAGUAAUUGAAAAUCCAGUUCCUAUAUCUUCAGUAUCAGCAAUUUUUGAAGAACCUGUAACUCUAGAAGAUCUUGCUGCUGAUGAUGAUGAGGAAGAUGAUGAGGAGGAUGCCGAUGAAGAGGGUGAUGAAGAAGAGGGUGAUGACGAGGAAGAUGCCGAUGAUGAGAAAGUAUUUUCUGCUAGCAGUCAUGGUUCUGAUAAUGACGAUGACGAUGCUCAAGGUGGUAUGGGAAUUAAAGUAACUGAAGCUUCCAAUGAAAGAUCUGUUGAUGACCUUCUGAAUGAUUCUGUGAAUGAAGAGUCAUGGGGGCUGAAGGAAAGGGGGAGUCUGGUGAUGCUCAAAAUGUUAAACAUGUUGAAAAGUUAG